Messenger RNA from Diospyros lotus (date-plum), 1505 nucleotides. Its product is annotated as probable fructokinase-7. The record is from RefSeq and is a predicted model, not a curated record. The transcript has 7 exons. Gene Ontology annotation, biological process: fructose metabolic process. Gene Ontology annotation, cellular component: cytosol. Bases 231 to 1235 code for a protein of 334 amino acids. Gene Ontology annotation, molecular function: fructokinase activity. NCBI's taxonomy places the organism in Eukaryota, Viridiplantae, Streptophyta, Magnoliopsida, Ericales, Ebenaceae.
AUCCGUGCCCGUAUAUAUAUAUAUAUAUAUUUGGUUUCCGACUUGUCCACCAACCAAACACUCCAACAUUUCGCCCCCGCCGAUUCUCAAGCUUUCUUUCGUCAGCCUCUCCGUUUUCGCUCUGUAAUAUCUCCGCAGACCCGCAGUUUAGUUUCUUAAUGUAUGCAAGUUCUUGCUCACAUCUUUGAGCUCUCUGUUUAAGCCCCUCUUUCUCUCUGUGUAAUCGCAGAAUGGCUGAAACGCCCACAUCAGAUGAUGAUGGUUCAUUAGUUGUUUGCUUUGGAGAAAUGUUGAUUGACUUUGUGCCAACAGUCAGUGGAGUUUCACUUGCAGAAGCUCCUGACUUCAAGAAAGCUCCCGGUGGUGCUCCUGCAAAUGUUGCUGUUGGUGUAGCAAGAUUGGGAGGUUCUUCGGCCUUUAUUGGGAAGGUAGGUGAGGAUGAAUUUGGGCGCAUGUUGGCUGAUAUUUUGAAUCAGAACAAGGUCAACAUUUCUGGCAUGCGGUUUGACCGCAAUGCAAGGACAUCACUAGCAUUUGUUACACUUAGGGCUGAUGGUGAGCGGGAAUUCUUGUUUUUUCGCAAUCCUAGUGCUGACAUGCUUCUCCAUGAAUCAGAGCUUGAUGUAAAACUUAUAAAGGAGGCGAGGAUUUUCCACUACGGGUCAAUUAGUUUGAUUUCAGAACCAUGUAGGUCAGCUCAUCUAGCUGCUAUGGCUAUUGCUAAAGAGUCUGGUUGUGUCCUUUCUUACGAUCCAAAUUUGAGAGUGCAACUAUGGCCCUCAGCUGAUGCUGCUCUGGAGGGCAUAAUGAGCAUAUGGGACCAAGCAGAUGUAAUAAAGAUAAGUGAGGAUGAAAUAUCAUUCUUGACCAGGGGUGAUGACCCUAAUGAUGAUAACGUGGUGUUGGGGAAGCUUUUUCAUCCUAAUCUUAAGCUUUUGCUUGUGACUGAAGGAUCUGAGGGUUGCAGAUACUAUACUAAGCAAUUUAAGGGUCGAGUUCCUGGUGUUAAAGUUAAAGCUGUUGACACAACUGGCGCUGGUGAUGCAUUUGUUGGUGGGCUACUGAACCGUUUGGCUUCUAAUAUGAAUCUUUAUAAGGAUGAGAAGAGUUUAAGAGAAGCUCUCCUGUUUGCAAAUGCUUGCGGUGCCCUCACCGUGAAAGGGAAAGGCGCCAUCCCUGCCCUACCCACAAAGCCGGCGGUCCUCCAAUUCUUAGCUGAAGCCAAGUCAGUAUAGAAGAAGAAGACGAAGACGAAGACGAAAGCUCUGCAUAUGAUCUUGGACCUGUACCUGUUCUCUUAAGCUAGUGCAAUUUGGACUACCCCUCUGGGAAAAUAAUGACUUCCUCUUUACAUAUCACAUCUUGCUUUUGUGUUGGCCUUUUGUUUCAUUUUGAGCCAUAAAUUGCGGCAAGUCCCAUCGUUCUCCCGUAAUAAGUGUAUUUUUAUGGCACAAGACUUUAGUGUAAGAUUCUUUUUCGUACAUAGUGUUAUAUUUUCUUCCUUA